Messenger RNA from Urocitellus parryii (Arctic ground squirrel), 1353 nucleotides. RefSeq names its product enkurin, TRPC channel interacting protein (gene Enkur). The record is from RefSeq and is a predicted model, not a curated record. Gene Ontology annotation, molecular function: calmodulin binding. NCBI's taxonomy places the organism in Eukaryota, Metazoa, Chordata, Mammalia, Rodentia, Sciuridae. Gene Ontology annotation, cellular component: axonemal microtubule; acrosomal vesicle.
CAAGAGGAAACCUGGUUUGCAAUGCGGCCUUCCAUCUCCCCGUCGCCUAGUAACUGUUUCCACAGCAACCGCAAGGCCAACAACGCUAAGCAUUCCUGGGAGGAAUAGACAGGGUAUUUUCUUUUCUUCUCCAGAGAGAACUGCUAAGAAGGGGUCAAAGGGAGGAUUAUGUGAAAGAGAAACCUGAGUUCCUUGAGAAAGCAAGGAAGCAAGAAAAAGAAAGGGGAAGCUGUGAAGAAAGAGACUGAGUUACGGGUAUAGUGAGAAAAAAGUUGAGAACAGUAGUGAAGAAGUCAUUUGGUGAUGAUGGAUUCAUCGUGCUUUACUGAGAGCAUUUAUAACCUCAUACCCAGUGACUUGAAGGAGCCUCCUCAGCCUCCUAGGUAYAAAUCAAUUUUUAAGACAACUAUAAAAAAUGACAUGAAAAAAAUUAAAACUGCAAUGAAAACUAUGGGACCAGCUAAAGUUGAAGUACCUACUCCAAAGGAUUUCCUAAAGAAACAUUCAAAGGAAAAAACUCUACCACCCAAAAAAAAAUUUGAUUGGAAUCAGCCCAGGAAGCCUACUGUGCCACUGAGGACUGAUCAUCCAGUCAUGGGAAUACAGAGUGGAAAAAAUUUUAUAAAUACAAAUGCAGCCGAUGUCAUCAUGGGAGUGGCUAAAAAGCCUAAGCCAGUUUAUGUUGACAAAAGAACUGGGGACAAGCAUGAUCUUGAAACUUCAGGACUAAUUCCAAAGUACAUCAAUAAAAAGGAUUAUGGGAUCACACCUGAAUACAUAUGUAAACGAAAUGAGGAAGUUAAGAAAGCCCAAGAAGAAUAUGACAAUUAUAUCCAGGAAAACCUUAAGAAAGCAGCUAUGAAAAGGCUCUCUGAUGAAGAGAGGGAAGCUGUUCUCCAGGGGCUGAAAAAGAACUGGGAAGAGGUGCACAAAGAGUUCCAGUCCCUCUCAGUCUUCAUAGACUCCAUACCGAAGAAGAUUCGCAAACAGAAGCUGGAAAAAGAAAUGAAACAGCUAGAACAUGACAUUGGUGUAAUCGAAAAGCACAAAACUAUUUAUAUUGCUAAUAAGUAAUAAUGGAUUUUUAAAGCAUAUAGAAAAAAACAUGGAAGAUAUAAAAAUGAAACCAUAAGUUUUUCAAAGAGGAAAAUACUAURAAGGAAAUAAUAGUCAAUUAAAAUGCUUAAGCAAUGUUUAAAGAACAAUUGAAUUACUCAUUAAAUAAAAGAAAAUGUUGUUUUUAUUAGUUUCACAUUUUCCACAUAUCAACAAACCAUUAAAGUUUGAGGUUAUGUUCCAGUUCUAUAAUGUAAUUCAUUAUUAUGAUGUACUUGUUUCACAUAAACAUUAAUU